CCUUUGCUUAGGCCAUUUUGUGUGGAGCCGUGCCGAUGUGGUGAUCGUGCCGAGUCAGCACGCAGGGGCGUACUGUACGAGCAGUUUACGUGCAAUACACGAUUUCUCUUUCUACAUCUGUGCCUGUGUGGCUCGCGGAGGCGCAAAUACUCGCAUCUCGCAUACAAGUAUAAAGUGUGUGUAUAAUAUUCGGAGCUUGCUCUCUCGACGCGUCCUGUGAAACAGCAACAGCAGCAGGACAAGCCACACGCACGAAAACAAGAGCACCGUGCCGCGGGCGCCGAUACUGCAAGAGCGCGGAAAAUUCGCCGUCACGUGUGACGAGACGACGUUUCGCACUCCUCGUCGAUGCCUUACAGCCACGACCAAGUUUCGUUAUCUCUGCCAGAUGGAAUAUACGUGCGCGAGCUAAAAAGGAUGAUGUGGCAGACGGACGCCGUGUUGUGAACGAACGAUUACACUAGCUAGAAGUAGAACGUUUUUCUUCCAUAUUACUUUUGCUUCUACGGACUCCUGCGAGUGCACAAGGUGAAAGUUCGAGUUUUGGAGUUGUGCUCCGAAUUGCAUUUGUCAUUAUUGAGGUGUUCUUUCGAAAGAUCUCAUCAUGGGUGAAUUCAUAGAAGUUGUUAAAGUGGAGAACUCCUAUCUUCCCGAGGAUGCUAUUCACGGAGUUAUUGUGGGUGAUAUAUUUUCCAAAGAAGGGGAGGAGGGAUCUAUAAUCAUUCCUGAAAUAAUUGAUGCUGAUUCAGUAAUUGCCCAAAAUGGACAAAUUAUUCAAGUUAUCGGAGAAUAUGAAUGUGUUACUUGCCGUAGAAUUUUUACUUCUGAAGAGAUGCUCAAAGAGCACUUGGAUGUAUGUAGAGAAGAGGAUGAUGAUAGGGACAUUAUGGAUUUAGGACCUAUGGAAUGCAUAGAUUCUGAUUAUGAAGAAGAUAGUAAAAAUUUUGCCACUGAAGAAUCUAAUAGUCCAUCAGACUCGCAGAGUUCAAAGAAUAAUAACAAAAAACCUGCUAUAAAGCCAGUGCCAGAAACUCAAUGUCACUGCUGUGCUGAAGAUAAAGAAACAGCUCAUUCUGGUGGUCCUCAUCAGUGCACAAACUGUAAUUUAUCAUUCAAAAAAGCAGCUUCAUUAGAGAGACACAACAUUGUUAUUCAUUGGGAAUCUGAUCCAUGUUCAUGCCAAGACUGUGGGGAAACAUUUCGUGACCGUAAAGCUUUGGAUAAGCAUCGUUACACAACUCAUGCCAAAACUAGCAAAGUUUAUAAGUGUGAUAAAUGUGACACUUAUUUUUCAAGAAGUUAUCACUUGAACAGGCAUAAACAACAAUCAGGUUGUCAUGGGGAUCUUGCUAAUAGCUACACUUGUCAAGUUUGCAGCAAAGUAUUCACUCGUAAGGAUAAUCUUAGGGAACAUUUGAGAACUCAUGCUGGUAUGCCUCAAAGGAAGAAAAAAUCAUGCACCCUAUGUCCAAAACAAUUUUAUACAAAUCAGCAGUUAGUGAUCCAUAUGCGCAUGCAUACUGGUGAAAGACCAGUAGAAUGUGAUUUGUGCCCUAAAACUUUCUUAUCAACUCUAGCCAUGAAAAAGCACCGCAGAGUUCACACUGGAGAAAAGCCUUUUGAAUGUAAAUUUUGCAAAAAGAAGUUUGCUGCAAGAGAAACUUUAAAUCGUCAUCAAAGAACUCACACUGGGGAAAAGCCUCACGUUUGUCAGUAUUGUAAUAAAUCAUUCAUCCAAGCAGCUCAAUUACGGGCUCACAUUUUUCAUCAUACUGGAGAAAACGGAUUUUAUUGCGAUGUAUGUGGAAAAGCUUUUAAUCGCAAAGCUCGUUUAACAAAUCAUAAAAAAUUUGUUCAUGAAGGAGCCACUCCUUUUAAAUGUGAAACUUGUGAUAAAACGUUCACAAGAAAAGAAGAUUUAUCUAAACAUGUUAAUUUACAUGCAGGAAUUAAACCACACAAGUGUGAAAACUGUGGAAAAUGUUUUGCUGCAAAAUCAUCACUGCAAGCUCACAUGAACACGCACAGGAGAGAGCCUCCACAAUCAUGUGCCGAAUGCGGCCGAGCAUUUAUUCGUCAAGAUUGCCUCAUGCGACACAUUCGCGCAAAGCAUAGAGAUCUUUUGGAAGAUGUAUUGGGUGAAGCAGAAAAAAAGCAUUUACAAUUAUCGAUGUUUAAUAUUGCUUAUAUUGCCAAUGAAAAAACGAAAGCUGGAGAGACUAAAAUCAUGUCGUUAAAUGAAUUGAUGAAAGCAAUUACAGACCUCUUAGAAAUGUUAAUAGAGAAAGAAACUUUAGAGCUUUUCGGUUGGCUACAAUCACCUCUGCAAGAUAUUUUGGAAGCUGUCAUACGCAGAUGUGGAUGUGAACCACUUACAGCUGAUAACGAUUUACCAUUGCCAGAAAGAUUAAGGGGUAAUGUGAAACUACUGUUCAAUGCAGUCAUUGAAGAUGAAAAUGUAAAAUCUUUAAUGACUACGCAGACUGUAGAUGAAGUAAUAAUGCACGUAUUGGAGAUAUCUAAAAAUAACAAAGAACAGAAUGAAAAAGAGAGUGAAGUAAAAGUUGAAAUUGAAAAGCAAUAGAUACAAUUUGUACCUAAUAUUGAUAAUGGAACUGAAAAUGUUUAUUUAUAUUUAUUAUAAUAAAGUUUAAAAAA
Molecule: messenger RNA, 2658 nt
Organism: Trichogramma pretiosum
Lineage: Eukaryota; Metazoa; Arthropoda; Insecta; Hymenoptera; Trichogrammatidae
Product: oocyte zinc finger protein XlCOF6-like
Exons: 9
Coding region: 605-2584 (659 amino acids)
Biological process (GO): regulation of transcription by RNA polymerase II
Cellular component (GO): nucleus
Molecular function (GO): RNA polymerase II transcription regulatory region sequence-specific DNA binding; DNA-binding transcription factor activity, RNA polymerase II-specific
Source: RefSeq, a predicted model, not a curated record